Molecule: messenger RNA, 1212 nt
Organism: Exserohilum turcica Et28A
Lineage: Eukaryota; Fungi; Ascomycota; Dothideomycetes; Pleosporales; Pleosporaceae
Exons: 4
Coding region: 1-1212 (403 amino acids)
Source: RefSeq, a predicted model, not a curated record
AUGCUGGCCAUUGCAGAGCAUUCGGCGUUCAACUCCUUGGCCAAGACAGGUAACCGCCUCUGCGACCGAGGCUGGUUCAUGGAGAGCAAGAGAAUCAUGACCGAGCACUAUCGAAGGAGACCUGCCAAUUUCGACUUGGUGCGACUUCGGUUAGUUGAGUCUUUCUACAUGAUAGCCAUCGAACGUGUUGAUCGCUUUUCGGCGGCUGUGAUCGAUGCUGUGAACGAAGCUCUCACGGCCGGUCUGAAUAACCAGAAGACUUGGGCUGGGUGUUCGGCGGAUAGCUACAGUUCGGACCGUGCACUCUGGUGGGUGCUCUAUCUCAUGGACCGUCAAGCCGCCCAACGUUACGGGAGGUCAUAUUUGAUCCACGACACCGACUUCAUGGUAGACGAUUUCUCCGAGGAAUGUCGACAGGUGCUAAGCACCGAUCGGUCCGUACCCAUCCCAUUUCUUGUCUGUGAAUCCCUCGACCGCACAUCGAGCAGCAACGCCGAAAACCAGCCACAGCAUGCAUAUAUCAACCAAUACGAAUGGUUCUCUUACCUCCAGUUCUUAGUCACUAUCGGUCGCUUGACGGCCCGGUCUUGCGAUUCAUUCUACUGCCUCAGGUCGCCCAAGGCUGGUGACCACGAAGAGACCACGAUCAUUGAUGCGCUUUUGUUGCGAGCGAGUAACGCUAUCUGCCCAACGCUGGCCUGGCAAAGCGACCCUGCUCCAGAUCUGAGCGCCAUAGGUCAACCGGCAUCCAAACAACUCACGGACCUAAGACUUCUUGUCUACUUAAGGAUCAAUAAUCUGCGCCUAUCAAUAAGACGACACCUGUGGAAGGACAGGAAGUUAGAUUUGACUGACACCAGUCAGUAUCACCGCAGUGAAAGCAUUCCGGAGGUCUAUAUUUGCCGCCAUAUUGCCAGCGACAUCAUCACUGCAUUAGUGGAUUAUAAGCGAAUUCAACCACGCCCGCUCAUGACCCUGUUCUCGGCAAUUUCCAUCAUUGAAUGCAUCUACAACCUCGUGGCGCUGCCCAAAGUCUCGUCUAUGAUGAAUGAGAAUCAAUGUGAACUCGUCACUGAAAAGGUCAAGAAGGGCGUGCAAUGUUUGGAGAAACUUGCCUAUGGACGAGACACAGUAGCCCAGACAGCCUACCAUAGGAAGCAAUUGUUCCAUCUUGAAUCCCAAGCAGAACGACCUAUCUAUCUUCAACCCUAG